Molecule: messenger RNA, 448 nt
Organism: Paramuricea clavata
Lineage: Eukaryota; Metazoa; Cnidaria; Anthozoa; Malacalcyonacea; Plexauridae
Source: the annotation of a GenBank genome assembly
UUUAUUAACGAACACUAGCAGAUACAAAAACCUUGGAGGAAAUUUCAGUAACUCAAAGUUUAAAACACCACCUAACCCCUCCAAACCGAAGGCGUGUACUUUCUGUAAUGGAUCUUACAAACCGAACGACUGUACGGUAGUAAGUGAUCCUGCUGCACGAAAACAAAUUGCGUUUCAGGCGAACUUGUGUUUCAACUGCCUUAAUAACCAUCGCGUGUCACAGUGCAAAUCCAAAAACCGCUGCAGACAAUGUCACCAGAAACACCAUACAAGCCUUUGUGUAGGGAAUAAGGAGCGCCCAGAACAACAAAAACCUGAUCCAAACGCGCGUCAAAACAUCAAAGACAAGGACAGAAACGUGCAAUGUAUGUGUACCAACGGCGGCGACGUAGCUCAAACAACCAACACAAGCGAACAAACAUCUGGUAACAACACCUCAUCAGCAUCC